Nematolebias whitei (Rio pearlfish) is the source of this 1611-nucleotide messenger RNA. RefSeq names its product adhesion G protein-coupled receptor B2. Gene Ontology annotation, molecular function: G protein-coupled receptor activity. Lineage: Eukaryota; Metazoa; Chordata; Actinopteri; Cyprinodontiformes; Rivulidae. Gene Ontology annotation, biological process: adenylate cyclase-activating G protein-coupled receptor signaling pathway; peripheral nervous system development. The record is from RefSeq and is a predicted model, not a curated record. Gene Ontology annotation, cellular component: membrane.
GUUCUCUUCGCCGUAUUCAACUCUGUUCAAGGUUUUGUCAUCAUCACUGUACACUGUGCCAUGCGCCGAGAGGUGCAAGAUGCAGUUCGUUGUCGAAUGGGGGGAUGUAAAGAUGACAGCGAAAACUCCCCUGACUCCUGCAAGAAUGGACAGGUGCAGAUCAUGAAGUGUGCGGGUAUGGGCAUCUGUGGACAUCAGCAUGGCUCUCGUCACAGCACACCCCUGUGCCUGUCGGGUUGUCACCCACUGCCAUCGCCACCAGCGUGCCAACAGACAUGUCAGCAAGCCAGUUGCCACAGUCUACCUCACAGCAACUGCAACUACGUGCUAAACUCCAGCGAAGCACAUGAGCAUACCCCCAUACUGAACAAUACCCACAAUCACGCUCAGAACCAAGUCAGCAGCCGAUCAACGGAUUUUGAGAAGGAUGUGGACUUGGCGUGUCAAACAGAAAGAGGACACCCAUUCAUUUUCAAAGAGGUUAACACCUGCAACCCAGCCACCAUCACUGGAACCCUGUCUCGUAUUUCCCUGGAUGACGAGGACGAUCCCAAGCUUGCAGCCCAUCAGGAAGGGGGAGUAGGGAUCAACUUUAGCUCUCUCCCUGGUAACAUCCCACCUCCAAACCUCAUUGUACAGGUUCCAACUUUAGGAGGCCUCAAUGAGCUCAACGAGUCGCCCCUGAAGAAAGAGGUGAACUUGGAUCAGCAAAGACAGUCGGCUCAGCAACGCAGUACCGCUCCAAUUUACCUGUGUACUGAGAGUGGCCUGGGCUGGGCUCGACCACCCACUUCCUCCAACAACUCCCAGGAUGGCAGUGCAGGAAGUGGAGGAAGUGGAGGGGGAGGAGGAAGUGGCGGAGGUGGAGAGGGAGAUUACAUGGUCUUACCUCGUAGGACAGUCAGUCUUAAACCUCCUGUGCCCUCUUCACAAGGAGGAGGCCUUGGACUGGGUGGCGAGGACAAGCCUCUCAAUAUCGCAGUGGAGGACCCUCCUUUUCCCCCACCUCCCUCUCCUCUGACCCUCCACCCAGCAGAGAGCGAGGCCUAUCCGGUGGACUUUGUGCCAUCCAGCGUGGGCGACAUGAACAUCACUAUGAACCUAAAUCGCUCAUAUGGGACUAUAAAAACCAUGCCCCAUGGACAUGGACACUUGAUGGCUCAGGGGAGUCAUGUGCACUCCCACGGAAUGCACAUGCAUUCUCAUGGGCAUUCACUCCAUCUAAAGCCGGGCCAGAGGCCAUCAGUAAGGCAGAUUCUGACGGGGGGGAGUACAGUAGAGAGAACCCGAACCUUGCCACGCAAUCUGGGGAGCACCAACGCCAACACCAGCCUCUCUGCAGGAUCCCUAGAGAGGAAAAGAGUACGGUACUCUGAGCUGGACUUUGAGAAAGUGAUGCACACUCGCAAAAGACAUUCUGAGUUGUACCAUGAGCUCAACCACUCGUCCAAGUUCCACACCAUAGACAGGUAUAACAGGGACCCCGCCAUGUCCACAUUCAAGGUCCCCCCUCCCCCACCACCAAGGCAAAGCACCGAGUCAUCACUAUCACGCAGACCAUCUCUUGUUUAUAAAGAAAGUCAACGUAAGCCAUACUAAAACCAACAUAAA